GAAGAAUAAUUACCGGGUGCGGUACGCUUCGGAGGCAGAGAUAUGCAGCGCUAACUUGCGUUUCCAGCCGUCCAUCGCCGCAUGAGCACAAUGGAAUCGCAGCGUUCCAAGAACCUGAUGCUCCUCUGCCUCCGAUCUCAAAGCACUCGGGUUGCACUGGUGGGUGGUAACCACACCGCUGCCCGUUUUUGCACACGCUAGAUAACCCUCGUUAAUCCUCCCUCUUCCCCUCUCUCUCUUUCUCUCUCUGUUUUUUCGCUACCUUCUCUGACAAUUGCAUCUAGUUUCUCGCGGUAAGUUUCCUCGCCAGACGCUCCGCUGACAGAAAAGAAUGUCUCCGAUGGGCGUCCAUCGUCACCUCGGCCUCGGCGGCGCCGUGCAUCUUGGGAACAACCGCCUCGUCAUCCGCCUACCGGACCUCUACCUCGUCCGGCUCAUCGCACGGUCGGUUCUCCUUGCCGCUACCGUCUUCUCCUUUGCCGCCGUCCUCCAGUACGGUGACGGCGAUCGAUCAGACGAUGCGGGCGCUAGCUUCCUGCCGAACCGCCUCAGCUUCCUUGGCCGGCGCGGCCUGCUCCGAGCCGAGGACCACGACUUCUUCCUCCGCGAUGCAAGCAAGGGAGGUGCAGAGGCGUUGCCCUCUGACUUUGUGAUAUCCGCCUCGGCCGGCGAUUUCGAGCGUGCCGACCUCGCGGCCGUCCGAUUGGGACGCGACCCAUCGGAAUCCUUCCGGACACCGGUGAACUACGCCGUGGAUUAUAUCGGACAGACCGGUUCCGCCGCCAUGGUGGCGAUGCUGAAGAAGACUACAAUCGACGGGGGCCUGAGACUUCGACGGCUUCUGUCUGUCCCGGUGGCAAAGAAAGAGGCGCUGAGCGGGCUAGAAGAAGUACUUCUGGAGCCUCCGGGUCCGGGGCGGCUGGGAUGGCGGCGGAAGGCGAGGUACCUACCGGUGCUGACAGGGGACGCGCUGGACGGUUACCCUCGUCGGGUUUUCGUGGAGGUGGCCCCAGCCGGCGCAUCCGGGAACGGCGCGGUGUGGUUCGAGCGCAACUACCCGACGAUGGGGCGCGCCUUCGAGUUCAUCCACGUGGAGGUGAAGGAGGAGGAGGCGACGGCGGAAGCGGAGCCAGAGGCGGGAACCCCAUCGCUGGCGGAGUGGCUGGAGCGGAACGUGAAGGAGGAGGAGUACGUGGUGGUGAAGGCGGACGCUACGGCGGUGGAGGAGGUGGUAGGGGAGGGGUCGAUCGGGUUGGUGGACGAACUGUUCCUGGAAUGCGACCACCAGACGGGAGAGACGGAGGAGGACGAGGCGAAGAUGGGCCGCCGCCGCCGCCCGUACUGGGAGUGCCUGGCGCUCUACGGCAAGCUGAGGGACGCCGGCGUGGCGGUUCAUCAAUGGUGGAGCUUUUAAUCGAGAGAAAAAGGGCGAAAAACAAGAGGAGCGAAACAUGAGAGAAGAGGAAAGGAAAAGUAGGAUUGGGGUGGAUUUUCUAGUAAACAUGUUUUUGUUUUAACAAAAUGCAUGGAACAGAACGGAUUAAAUAAAUGGAGCAGUUUGGGACUCCAAUACUUCUUCAAUUUUGGAGGUUCGACCGCUUGAGGAAAGCUCGAAGGGAGAGAGAGGCAUUUUGUCGUUUAUGUAAUUUUUUUCGUUUAUGUGAUAUGUAACAUGUUCUUUUAAAGAUAUUCUUUUUAUA
Zingiber officinale is the source of this 1700-nucleotide messenger RNA. RefSeq lists its product as uncharacterized. The record is from RefSeq and is a predicted model, not a curated record. NCBI's taxonomy places the organism in Eukaryota, Viridiplantae, Streptophyta, Magnoliopsida, Zingiberales, Zingiberaceae. Bases 332 to 1414 code for a protein of 360 amino acids. The transcript has a single exon.